UACAAACCAGCACUGUCCUAGCAUUGCCAGACUAUGACAAACCAUUUUAUUUACAUGUGGAUGGCAGCUCUGGAUAUAUGAAAGCUGUACUGACACAAGCCUUUGGGGAUAAACAACGACCAUUGGCAUUUUAUUCCUGCAAACUUGACUGUGUAGCCUCUGGUCUCCCCACCUGCGUACAGGCUUGUGCAGCAGCAGCAGAAGCAGUAAAAAAGUCAGCAGAUAUUAUUUUGGGACAUCCUUUAAUAGUCAAAGUACCACAUGCAGUCACCUCAAUCCUGUUGCAAGCAAACUUAUCAUAUCUGACACAUGUAAGACAAUUAUCAUACGUAGGUAUUUUGCUAUCACAAUCGCACAUCACCAUAGAGAAGUGUGGCCAACUUAACCCAAGCACAUUGCUUCCUGCAGAAAUAGAUGGUGACUCACAUAGCUGCCUUCACAAGCUAGAUGAGGAAACGAAACCACGUGCCGAUAUAUAUAGUACACCACAACCAUCCUUUUUAGAUAUUUUUGUAGAUGGGUCCGCAAGUAAAGACAACACUGGCCGAAACUGUGUAGGUUAUGCUGUGACAACAAUAGAUACAGUCAUUGAAGCACAGCCAUUAACCUCCUCAUACUCAGCACAAAGUGCCGAGCUAAUAGCGGUAAUCAGAGCCUGUGAAUUACACAAAGAUAAGGAUGUAAACAUCCACACAGACAGCCAGUAUGUCUUUGCCGCAGUACACCAUUUUGCUAAAAUCUGGCAGAACAGAGGAAUGGUAACAUCCACAGGGACCCCAGUACAACAUGGUGAACUUUUGAAAAAGCUUUUAGAAGUAAUUAUGUUGCCAAAACACCUAGCUCUAUGCAAAUGCGCUGCACAUCAGAAAGAUAAUUCAGCCAUUACUAGAGGGAACAAUUUUGCAGAUGAAACCGCAAAGGAAGCAGCAGGCAGAAAAACAGAAGUUCUCGCAUUAACUUCCUCUCCUUUAAUACCCAUAACAGUACUGAUAGACGAACAAAAGGCCGCAUCACAAAAUGAAAAAACCUCGUGGUUAAAGGAAGGAGCAACAUUAAAGGAUGAUAUCAUGACAUGUCAUGGCAAACCGAUUUUGCCGAAGUCCCUGCAUAAAACUGCAGCGUUAGUGACACACGGUAAUACCCACGUGUCAACAGCAGGGAUGGUAGAUAUACUCUCUAAACAAUUCUACACAAAAAAUUUUGAAACUUCAGCAAAAGAGUAUGUUAGAACAUGCAUGAUAUGUCAAAAACACAAUGCCCAAGGGAAUCUAAGGCCCCAAAGAGGUCAUUUCCCCACUCCACCUCACCCAUUUCAUACCAUACACAUGGAUUUUAUCCAACUAAACAAACUAACACCUUUUGAGAUAGUACAUGGGCGACCCUUCCCCCUCCCUGUUACCAGUGAGCCAAUAGAUAAAUCAAUAAGAGAAACAACAUUAGCAGAAUGGAUGGCAAAGCUGCUAGAGAAUAAAGAAAUAAUAACGAACAAUCAACUGCCGAGUGAUUCUCUUCCAGUCUCUUCCAGGUUGAAACCAGGCGACUGGAUCCUGAUCAAAGUACUCCAAAGGAAAAACUGGAGCACUCCCAGGUGGGAAGGCCCCUACCAGGUCCUGAUCACCACGCCCACGGCAUGCAAAAUUGCUGAACGACCUUCGUGGAUUCAUCAAAGUCACACCAAAAGGGUAGAGCCUACCUAAAGCAUAGACCCUAGUCUCCUCCAGACCUCUUUGUGUUCGCCCGGUGGGGGGUAGGGUGAUCAGGUGGCAACACUCGUGAACCCACCUCUCUGGCCGGGGUCUACUCA
Maylandia zebra (zebra mbuna) is the source of this 1804-nucleotide messenger RNA. Lineage: Eukaryota; Metazoa; Chordata; Actinopteri; Cichliformes; Cichlidae. The record is from RefSeq and is a predicted model, not a curated record.